CCUGGUCUGGCAAAGUGCCUGGGGCGUGGAGAACCUUCCCCUACCCCAGACCGGUCUCGGGACCUUUCCUUCCAGAGCUUACCUGAACCACCUUAGUGAAUUCCUCGUACACCCGCUUCUUGAGGUGCGCCGCCAUGGCAGUCCGCGCACCCUCUCAGCUUCCGUACCCGAGGAGGGAGGUGGAGCGGAGGAGUCCGGAAAACCUGCCCAGGCCGAAGGAACCAGCCACGGUCCCACAAGGCAGUGGGGUUCCGGAAAAGAGAGGCCGCUUCCGGCUGCUAGACUGCCCUGUCGCUGCGCCGCCGGAUUUGGCCGCCUACGCCACCUGCGCCGGAGAAAGUAUUUGCCAUCUGUAUGUUGCCUGCACUCUCCUCUUGGUCAAGCCAUUACUGGAAAAGUGGUUCACCUUAGUGAACACAAAAGACACGACUAAGCCAAAGUUCGGAAUAAGGAAGGAUAUAUUACUUGCAGCAAGUAAGGAAAACAAAGUGUAAGGUCAGCUGGCCCGAGGCAGGUGAUGCAAACAAAUUCACCGGUUGCAUCGGCCCGGGGACUUUCAGCCUUCCCACUCUUGAGAGGGGCGGAACUAACGGUCCUACAACUGAUGCAGCUGGUGUCCGAUAUUGCCACAGCACCCGAAGAAAACCGCCAAAUGAAGACUAAUCUACACCAAGAACGAUCUGCCCCACCCUUUCCUUUCUACCCCCUAUAAAUCCCACCCAAGCCCUCAACCGGGCGAGACUUCUCUGGCCCUGCCCUUCGGACCAGCGAACCUCGCCCGGGAGCGCUCCCAAAUAAAGCUAAUUUAAAGCUCUUUGUUUCACGGUGCCAUCCUUUACGGCCAGGCCUUACAUUUGGUGCCGAAACCCGGGAGGGGGCACCGAGCUCUGCGGAUUACCGUACGGGCCACCCCUCCCUCCCCAGGAGACGACCGGGGAUCCUCCGCUCACUCACCCGAUCCGGCAGAAUACGGGACGCGAGAGAGAAAGAACCCAAACUGCUGCCCGAAACCACGCAGACCAAAUCCACCGUACUGAUAACUCCAUGCCUGUCGGGGCUACUGCCGUUCUGGGCACUGACCCAAAUUGGACUUAUCAAGACGGCCAAGAUGGCCGACGAAAACGCGAUCUGAUGAUCCAAUGUCGCCUGGCUGGCAUGCAGGUGGCAGCCCAUAAAGUGGUCAAUUUCGAAAAAUUAAAAGAAAUAACCCAAAAUUCCAACCAAAACCCAGCUAUCUUUCUCAAUCGCCUUACAGAGGCCCUUACCCUUUACACCCGGCUGGAUCCUGAUACCCCCGCAGGGGCAACGGUCCUAGCCACUCAUUUUAUCACCCAAUCAGCCCCAGACAUCAGAAAGAAAUUAAAACGAGCAGAAGGGGCUUCCCUGGUGGCGCAGUGGUUGAGAGUCCGCCUGCCGAUGCAGGGGACACGGGUUCAUGCCCUGGUCCGGGAAGAUCCCACAUGCCGCGGAGCGGCUAGGCCCGUGAGCCAUGGCCGCUGAGCCUGCGCGUCCGGAGCCUGUGCUUCGCAACGGGAGAGGCCACAGCAGUGAGAGGCCCGCGUAUCGCAAAAAAAAAAAAAACGAGCAGAAGAUGGUCCUCAGACCCCAAUCCGAGACCUGGUAAAAAUGGCCUUUAAGGUUUAUAAUGCCCGAGAGGAUUUGGCAGAAUCCAGCCAACAGGCUCGGAUGCACCAAAAGGUGGCCCUCAAGACCCAGGCUCUUGUGGCUGCCCUGCGGCCGGCCAUCUCCCACGGACCACACCAUCCACGGAAUCCGCCAAAGGCAACCCCUCCAGGGCCUUGUUUUAAAUGAGGAAAGGAAGGACACUGGGCUCGCCAAUGUCCCAAUCCCCGGCCCCCCUCCAAGCCUUGCCCCAAUUGCGGGCUAACGGGCCACUGGAAGAGUGAUUGCCCUACGACCGGCCCUCCCUCAGCGCCUCCACGCGGGAGACAGACCGACCAGGUGGCAACACCACUCGAAUUGUUGGGAUUGGCUGACGACUGACGACACCCGGACUCGAAGACCCCCAUCACCCUCGCUGAGCCCAGGGUAACGCUACAGGUAGCGGCCAUUCAGCACUACAGAAGGAACGUGGAUUUUUGACCACUAAGGGAUCUCCAGUGGUCAACGCUACUCUUAUUUCAAAACUCUUAGAAGCCCUUCAACUCUCCACGGAGGUGGCAAUAAUCCGUUGUAGAGGUCAUCAGUCUCCCUCUAACCUGAUAGCACAGGGUAACUCAAAGGCCGAUUCUGUGGCCCGAGAACUUACCAAGGGAGACCCUCCAGCUCCACUCCUGUUUUUCACUUCUCCUACCAAACCCACAUAUACCCCCAUGAGGAGACCACCCUAUUAUCAAAAGGGGGAAACAAAGAUAAAAGGGGAUGGACUUUUAUGGACAACAAAGUUGCCCUCCCUUCAGCCCAGGCGGCCAGUCUCCUAUCAGACAUUCACAAGUCUCUACACAUAGGUCCCAAGGCUAUGUUCCGUUUUCUGGAUCCUCUUUUCUACCUGCCUGGACUCAGGGAGGCUAUCUCCAAGGCUCACAUGGCUUGUCAAACCUGCGCCUCUGUCACCCCACAAGGAGGCCUACGACCCCGGAUCCCAACACACCAGAUGCGUGGACAUCAACAGGGCGAGGACUGGCAGGUCGACUUUACCCACAUGCCUCGCUGCAAACGCUUUCGAUAUCUGUUCACUCUCGUCGAUACCUUUUCAGGUUGGAUCGAGGCUUACCCAACGGCCCAAGAGACAGCAGACACAGUCACCUCUAUCCUACUCCGACAUAUCAUUCCCCAGUUUGGUUUGCCAACCUCCAUACAGUCAGACAAUGGACCCACCUUUGUCUCCCAGGUGGUUCAACAGGUAUCCAAGGCCCUCCACAUUACCUGGAAACUCCACAUCCCCUACCGUCCUCAGUCAUCCGGUAAGGUUGAACGCGCCAAUGGGAUUUUAAAGGAUCACCUCACCAAACUCUCUCUUGAGGUACGCGUCUCGUGGCCUGAACUACUUCAUCUAGCCCUUACCCGAAUCCGAGCCUCACCUCGGGGUCCCACCGUCCUCAGUCCAUUUGAAGUACUCUACGGCCGACCUUUCCUCCUACACGACCUACCCACCCAGAGUCCACCCCUAGCCUCUUACCUCCCUUACUUGUCCCUGCUGCGCCACCUCCUCCGGGAACAUGCAGAUCGCAGCCUUCCAACAGUAGCUGUCUCCAAGGCUCUCUCUCUCCCUUUACAACCAGGAGACAGUGUUCUCCUCAAGGAAUUACACCCUCAGUCCCUUAAACCGUGGUGGACGGGCCCCCAUACAGUAAUCCUUACCACUCCCACAGCAGCCAAACUUUUAGGACACCCCUCUUGGUACCAUGUCUCCCGCCUUAAGGCGGCCCCAACCCCGGAGGCCGGGUCAGCCCAGCCACUGGGGCCCACGAGGCUAUGGCUCACUCGCCACCCUGCCUCUCCUCCCGCUGCUUCUGCUGCUUCUCCUACCACCUAGGACUCAUCAGACAUCCCUGUGGCGCUUCUAUAUACACGGGACAUGGCAAGCAAAAGGCCAAGUCCAUGCCCGAGUCCUGGGAACAGGAGACUGCCAGCCAGGUGGAUGCCAGGCCCUGGUGACUAUCCAUAUCCCCUACUCCAAUCUGGAAAACGUUCCCCUGGGCUGGUCUGCCCCCGCUGUCUGUUUCACCUACGACCAGACGAAAGACUACUGUCACUGGUGGACAGACACCUAUGGGGGGUGCCCCUACCACUCAGGUAACAUCCAUGUGGCAAAAUUAGACACCAGGAACUCACUCCAACAAUCCUACUUACUUACCACUGAUGGCAAAGGCCAAUUAUCCCUUAACAUUAAAGACCCCUGGGAUACAAGGUGGAUACAAGGGGUACAAGGAAAAAUUUACCGAUGGGCAACUGAUGGUUAUUCUGUGGGAUCUAUCAAGAUUUUUCGCUCCUACAUUAGCUUGACAAACACAACAAAGACCCUUUUUCCUGGUUGACCCUUAUUCGCCAAGGGAUACAAAUACUUAACAUACAGGGAUAGGCAACAUUUCAGAUUGCCUUCUGUGUGCCUCGCUGAGUCGGCCACCCUUGGCUGCAGUCCCACUUGACCAACCCUUUAACUCCACUUCCCAAGACCUACCCUUUCCUCCCUUAAAAAUUCCCUUAUUCCUCGAGCCAGACAGAACAAGCCUUACACUCUGCUACGGAAACAGCUCAAACCUAUCUGACAAAGAGCUCUCUUGCAACUCAACUCUUCCCAUGAGCACUCCAACAGGGGCACCACCAGGUAUGUUUUUUUGGUGCAAUGGUUCCCUAACCAAAAGAAUUAAUCCUUCUUCCUCCUUCCCAUGUGUCCCCGUGACUCUCAUCCCACAACUCACACUAUACGGCCAAGCCGAGUUUUUCUCACUAACCACGCAGCUUUCCGGCCGGAAGAAAAGAGCCAUCUUUCUCCCUAUGGUCGCAGGUAUCUCUCUUGCCUCCUCCCUGGUUGCCACAGGCCUCGGAGGGGGUGCCUUAACACACAGUGUCUCAACAUCCUGCGACCUAGAACAGAAACUUCAGCUGGCCAUUGAAGCAUCUGCCGCCUCCAUCACCUCCCUUCAGCGCCAGAUCACCUCCAUAGCUCGGGUUGCUCUCCAAAAUCGACAGGCCCUGGAUCUCCUGACAGCCAACAAAGGAGGUACCUGCCUUUUCCUGCAGGAGGAGUGCUGCUAUUACAUCAACGAGACUGGGCUCGUCGAAGACAACAUAAAUACCCUCCACCGCCUAAAAGAGGAGCUCCAACGCAGACAACGACCAUCCACCUCCCCUAUCCCUGACUGGUGGCGAUCUACCCUAUACACCUGGCUAACACCGAUCUUGGGUCCCUUAAUCCUUAUCUGCGCUCUACUUAUGCUUGCUCCUUGUUUUCUCAGGUUCCUCCGCAGGUGCAUACAAGAAGUCUCUCGGGUGACAGCGAACCAGAUGCUCCUCCAUUCUUACACUUUACUUCCUGCAGAACCCCCUGCUGCUCUCCCUUAGGCCCCAGGUCUCUGACCACCUGACUUCCCUUCGACGCCCCUGUUCAGCAGGAAGUAGCUAGAGAACGAAACGUCGCCCUAUCACACCAAAGAUGUCGGGAUGUAAGGUCAGCUGGCCCGAGGCAGGUGAUGCAAACAAAUUCACCGGUUGCAUCAGCCCGGGGACUUACAGCCUUCCCGCUCUUGAGAGGGGCGGAACUAACUGUCCUACAACUGAUGCAGCUGGUGUCCGAUAUUGCCACAGCACCCGAAGAAAACCGCCAAAUGAGGACUAAUCUACACCAAGAACGAUCUGCCCCACCCUUUCCUUUCUACCCCCUAUAAAUCCCACCCAAGCCCUCAACCGGGCGCGACUUCUCUGGCCCUGCCCUUCGGACCAGCGAACCUCGCAGGGGAGCGCUCCCAAAUAAAGCUAAUUUAAAGCU
Molecule: messenger RNA, 5449 nt
Organism: Mesoplodon densirostris (Blainville's beaked whale)
Lineage: Eukaryota; Metazoa; Chordata; Mammalia; Artiodactyla; Ziphiidae
Product: protein NYNRIN-like
Exons: 4
Coding region: 2393-3496 (367 amino acids)
Biological process (GO): DNA integration
Molecular function (GO): nucleic acid binding
Source: RefSeq, a predicted model, not a curated record